UCCGUCUGUGGCUUAUACACAUAUGGAAAGCCUGUCCCUGGUCUGGUGACAAUUAAUGUAUGCAGAAAAUAUUCCCAAUACCAUUCUACUUGCCAUGGCAAACAUUCACAAAAUAUCUGUGAAGAAUUCAGCCAACAGGCAGACAAUAAAGGAUGUUUCACACAACUGGUAAAAACUAAAGUGUUUCAACUGAGACAAAGGGGCUAUGACAUGAGAAUACAAGUAGAAGCCACCAUCAGAGAGGAAGCAACAGGAUUAGAAUUAACUGGUUAUGGCUCAAGUGCAAUCACAAAUACCUUGAGCAAACUGAAGUUUACUAAAGUGAAUUCACAUUACCGACCUGGACUUCCUUUUCAGGGACAGAUUCUUCUAGUUGAUGACAAGAAUCAGCCAAUCCCCAAUCAAAACAUAACUGCCAGUGUGCACGGCUUAGUUUCCAGUUUAACUACAGAUGAGCAUGGUUUGGCCAGCAUUUCCUUCAACACCAAGAACUUCACAACGGCUUCCAUUGUCGUCACCGUUACUUACAAACAGAAUACUAACUGCUUUGAUGACUGGUGGCUCAAUGAAGUUCAUGAAAGAACACAGCACUCUGCAAGCCUCUUGUAUUCCCCAAGCAGGAGUUAUGUUCAGCUUGAUCUUGUUGCUGGUACUUUGACCUGUGGGCAAACCCAAGAGAUUCAGGCACAAUACAUCUUGAAUGAACAGACCCUGAAGGAUGAAAAAGAGUUAACCUUCUAUUAUUUGAUAAAAGCAAGAGGAAGCAUCUCCAAAUCAGGAAUCCAUGUAUUGUCCAUUGAAAAAGGAAAUGUGAUGGGGGCAUUUUCCUUCUCCUUUCAAGUGGAACCAGACAUUGCUCCUACUGCUCAGAUUCUUCUUUACACUAUUUUACCUGAUGGAGAAAUUAUUGCAGACACUCAGAAACUCGAAAUUGAAAACUGUUUUGCAAACAAGGUAAAUUUGAGUUUCUCAUCAGUCCAGGGCUUGCCAGCCUCAGACAAUCACCUGAAGGUCAAAGCCACGCCCUUUUCCCUCUGCGCCCUCAGGGCUGUAGACCAGAGUGUGCUGCUAAUGAAACCUGAAGCUGAGCUUUCACCUCAGUCGAUUUGUUCACCACCAUCCUCUUUCCCCCUCAUUAGUUUGUCAGGGCAGAGCGAGUUGGCCCUGAAGACCCCUGACACCAUCACAGAGUGGAAGGCCAGUGCACUCUGCCUGUCUGGAACCACAGGGCUUGGUCUUUCCCCGACGGUCUCUCUUCAAGUCUUCCAGCCCUUCUUCCUGGAACUCACUCUCCCCUACUCUGUGGUGCGAGGAGAAAUCUUCACCCUCAAAGCCACUGUGUCCAACUAUUUGUCCCACUGCAUCCAGGUCAAAGUGCAGCUGGAGGUCUCUUCUGCUUUCCUGGCCGUUUCAGAAGGGAAUAAUGAAGAAUCUCACUGUGUCUGUGGAGAUAGGCAGAAGACUGUGUCUUGGGCUGUGAUCCCAAAGUCACUGGGAAAGGUGAAUUUCACAGCUACUGCAGAAGCCCUACAGUCUCAGGAAACAUGUGGCAAUGAGGUGACUGAAUUCCCAACAUUCGGACUUAAGGACACUGUGAUAAAGUCCUUAAUAGUUGAGCCUGAAGGAAUAGAAAAAGAAGAAACUUACAACACACUGUUAUGUGCAUCAGGCAAGCAAUACAUGGUUCUGGUACCAUCACAGCUCUAUGCUGGAGUUCCUGAAAAGGCCUGUAUCAUCCUUAAUCACCUGAAUGAGACGAUGACACUGAAUGUGAAUCUGGAGUAUGGAACACAGAGCAGGAACCUCCUUACAGAGCUGGUGACAGAUAGGAACUCCUUCCACUGCAGCCCCUUCACUAUUCCAGAGUUGUCAUCUUUCCCAGCGUUCAUUACCGUGCUGAUAAAUGGGACAACCCAGCAUUUCAUAAGCAGGAAGACAAUCUACGUAAGGGAAGCAGAGAGCCUGGUCUUUGUCCAGACAGACAAACCCAUAUACAAGCCAGGACAAACAGUGAGAUUCCGCAUUGUCUCUGUGGAUAUCAAUUUUCACCCACUGAAUGAAACGUUACUUCAUAGUUAUGCUGGUGAAAGACCCAACUCCAACAUGGUUAUUGUGGAUGUGAAGAUGAUAUCAGGUUUCAUACCUGUGAAACCAUCAGUGAAAAAGCUUCAAGAACAGCCUGAGAUUCAAAGGACUGAAGUGAGCACCAAUCAUGUCCUAAUCUACCUUAGGAAGCUAACCAAUAAAGCUCUGAGUUUCUCCUUCUUGGUGGAACAAGACAUACAAGUAAAGAAUUUAAAACCAGCUAUAGUAAAAGCCUAUGAUUAUUAUGAGACAGAUGAAUACACUAUUGAAGAAUACAGUGCCCCUUGCAGUGCUGAAUCUGAACAAGGAAAUGCUUGAAAAUGGAAACUUAUGGAUUUAAUCAGAAAAUCCUUAGAAAUGAAGAACAAAGACUUUAAAAAGGGAAAGGAAUUGGAAACACAUAAAAUUUAUAUGUCACAUAAAUUUAUGACAACUCUA
Molecule: messenger RNA, 2523 nt
Organism: Ictidomys tridecemlineatus (thirteen-lined ground squirrel)
Lineage: Eukaryota; Metazoa; Chordata; Mammalia; Rodentia; Sciuridae
Source: RefSeq, a predicted model, not a curated record